AUGUUUUUACGUUCCUCGAGCACAACCCUUCUCAAACUCUUUAAAAAUGGAGGGUUUUCAUCCUCUCGGAAAUUUAAUCACCAUCAUCGUCAUUACAAUAAUAUUUUUAAACUAGUUUCAUCAAAUUAUACUACUAGUACAAGAAGAAACUUUUGUCAAAAUUAUUUAAAUUUGGAUACAUCGAGACCUUCAGAAAUUGAUCCGGAAACUAUUCGUUCCAUUCAUCAACGUGUUCAAGAAUAUUCUUCACGUGUUCAACAAGCAAAGGAUGAAAAGCCAAAUGCUUCCUUUCUUACAGAAUUGAAUGAAGGUGAACAAAAGGAUCUUGCAUCAUGCUACAAUAACUUGGGAUAUUAUUGUCUUCAACAAUUAAACAAACCAAAGGAGGCUCUCUUUUACUUUUUACAAAGUAUUCAAUUCAAUUAUAAUAAUGAUCCAAUCAUUUUGUUUAAUGCUGCUUCACUUUUUGAGAGAGAAGGAAAGAGACCAGACUCGGCAGCUGAAUUAUAUAUGAGAGCCAUUAGAAUUGACCCAUAUUUUGUUGAUGCAAAGGUUCACCUUGCUCGUAUAUUUUCCAGUCAUGAAACUGAAGAAAGUUCUAGAUUUCAAGCUGCUGAAUAUUUAUUCACUGACUUGUAUAAAACACACAAUCAUUUGGGAGCAAUGAUUGAAUUGGCAAUGCUUUAUUCAAGAAAGGGUGACCACUCGGAGGAAUAUAGAGAAAAGACUUUCCAAAUUUUGGAUGAAUUGUUACUAAAACUUGUGGAGGAACCAAAUUAUAUUGUGGAUUUUAAGGAAAUGGAUGUUAAAGUUCCACAAGAAUACAGUCAAGAAUUGAUUUCUAAUUUGGAUGCCUACAUGAAAGGAUUCAGAAAUAGUGACAAGCAAGAAUUACUGCUUCAGGAUCCAGCAUUUGGAGCUACAAUUAACAUUCCAUACGAGAAUGAUGGCAAUGGAUUAAGUUUGGAAAUUGCUGAUAUUUCUUACAGAUAUCAUGCUCAAGAUAAUGAAACAGUUACUGGUUCUGAUGUGAUUAACACAAUUUGUUAUCUUUUAAAACAAUUCAAGAGAGAGCGUGAUGCCAAAUCACUCUUUGAUCAAGUGAUUAAAGUAAUUGAAAAGGAUUCCCCAUCCAAAGAAGCCUACAUUGUUGACUCAUCUACACUCUCAGCCUCCAUGGCACUCUCAGAGGAUGCAAUCAAAAAAAUCAUUAAGGAUAUGGAUGUAAAUGAGAAGGCCAAGUUUUAUAUGAAUUGUGCAAUUUUAUCAAAUGGAAUGGGUCAAGUUGAUGAAAGUAUCAGUCUCUUAGAAAGAGCCUUCGACAUGACAAAGGGUAAAGAUACUCAAAUUAUUGCCUGUAUGGCUCUGUACAUGCAAGAAAAGAGUCCACAAGUUUCAGAUCUUUUAUUUAAGCGAGUCAUCUCUUUGGAACCAACAGAAUUCCAACACUAUAUUGCCUACAGUUCAUUCUUGCACCAUCAAUCUAGAACUAAGGAUGCUCUUUCAUUGUUAGAAAGAACCAUUAAGAAAUAUCCUCAAAUGAAAGAACAAUUGGAAAAGCAAAUGGAAUUGAUAAGGGAUGUAAAUAGUUCAGGACCUGGUAACAUGGCUGACUUAUUUGGUAACAGUUUCUCAAGAUAA
Naegleria gruberi is the source of this 1641-nucleotide messenger RNA. RefSeq lists its product as uncharacterized. NCBI's taxonomy places the organism in Eukaryota, Heterolobosea, Eutetramitea, Acrasida, Naegleriidae. The record is from RefSeq and is a predicted model, not a curated record. Gene Ontology annotation, molecular function: protein binding. The transcript has a single exon. Bases 1 to 1641 code for a protein of 546 amino acids.